This is a messenger RNA of Stylophora pistillata, 4708 nucleotides long. RefSeq names its product CCR4-NOT transcription complex subunit 6. The record is from RefSeq and is a predicted model, not a curated record. Lineage: Eukaryota; Metazoa; Cnidaria; Anthozoa; Scleractinia; Pocilloporidae. Gene Ontology annotation, molecular function: protein binding; 3'-5'-RNA exonuclease activity.
GGUCUAUCUCGGUGGCCAUGUUGUAUGCCAUCUUUGUGGAGGCUACUUACAGGAGAAGAUUGUCAUGAUUCGUUCGAAAUGCCGAAGGAUAAGCAUGAAAAUAAUGAUGUUCGAAGAAGUUAUACUUUGAUGAGUCCCGAGGAUGUAGCUAACGGCAAAAAGUCGAAAUGGACAGAACUGGAAAUUACGGCUCCGAUUCGUAAUUUGAGCCCGUCAUUAUGGCGGCUGGAUUUCUUAACUGCGUUGUUUUUAAACGACAACCACCUAACAAAGAUUCCUCCAGAAAUAUCCAGGCUAGCUCAGCUCAAGCACUUGGAUUUAUCAUCGAAUAAAUUGCGAAGUUUGCCCAGCGAACUUGGAGAUCUGGUCACAUUACGUGAGUUGCUUUUGAGCAACAAUAGUCUGAGGGCUUUACCUAACGAACUCGGAAAACUUUUCCAGUUACAAACCCUUGGAUUGCAAGGAAAUCCCUUACCACAGGAUGUUUUAACUCUAAAUGAAGAAAAAAAUGGAACAGCCAAACUUCUAGGCUUCUUGCUGGAUAAUUUAACAGUUUGUCCUCGACCACCAGACAGGCAGUGGAUUUCGCUACAACCAGAUAGGCCAAGGAAUCCUGCAUUGACGUUUAGUGUCAUGUGCUAUAAUGUCCUAUGUGAUAAGUAUUGUACACGACAGAUCUAUGGUUAUUGUCCAUCAUGGGCCCUUGAUUGGGAUUACAGGAAGAGUGCAAUUCUGAAAGAGAUUCUUCAUUAUGGUGCAGAUAUUCUAAGCUUACAGGAAAUUGAGACAGAGCAGUUCUUUAACUUUUUCCUUCCUGAGCUUCAACAGCACGGCUAUAAUGGAAUUUUUAGUCCCAAGUCCAGAGCAAGAACAAUGGCAGAAGAAGAUAGGAGAUAUGUUGAUGGCUGUGCCAUAUUUUAUAGGACCUCCAAAUUCAGCCUCGUCAAAGAGUACCUGAUUGAAUUCAAUCAACUGGCUAUGCAAAAUGCUACAGAAGCAGAAGACAUGCUCAAUAGAGUCAUGACAAAAGACAACAUUGGAAUCACAGCAUUACUUGAGCUCAAGGAGGGCUACCUUAAUUAUGGUAAUGAUGUGAACAUGCCACGGCAGCAGGUGCUUGUGUCCAAUGUGCAUAUUCACUGGGACCCGGAGUUUAAGGAUGUGAAGUUGAUUCAAUCAGUGAUGUUGAUGCAUGAGCUGAUGACCAUCAUGCAGGAGAUUAACCCUGGCUUUAUGGUACAGGGAGGUAAAAAUGGCACUGCACCAAGCAAGUCAAUUCCAUUAGUGUGCUGCGGUGAUUUAAACUCACUCCCUGAGUCAGGGGUGGUUGAAUUCUUGGACAAUGGUAGAGUCCGGAUUGACCACGGUGACUUCUUGGACAUGAAAUACGAUGGUUUUUUGUCACGCCUUAGCAAUAGCAAAAACGGAGAAAAGUGUGGAGACCUGACCCACUGCUUCAAGCUCCAACGUGCCUACUCUGAAGACCAGAUGUCUUACAGUAACCUUACCUAUUCAUUCACAGGUGUCAUUGAUUAUAUUCAUUACACAUCAGACCUUCUCAUUCCACUUGGCGUGCUCGGCUCUGUUAGUCAGGAUUACAUCAAAGAGAACAAAAUCAUCGGAUGGCCACACCCACAUUUCCCGUCAGACCACCAGUCACUGCUCGUGGAAUUUGAGGCUCUGAGCUUCAGCAAUGGGGUACCUGUUUAUGGAUACAUUCCAGGUUCUCACCACCCCAGGUAGUGUUAGAUUCUCGCGCGAUAACGAUGUUGUAAAUUUGUAACAAAAGAGUUGUAAAGAGGCUGAGUUGAAGCAAGCCAUUUUUAAGGAUCUUGUUACAAGACGUGUUUUGUAUUCUAUCAGGAAAAUGUUCACCGGCAUUUUUUCCCCUUAUUCAGUUUUAUAAACCCGUUUGGAUUUUGGUUUUGGAAAAAGGAGAACGGAAGGUGCUUUAAAGUUUAGUUAGUUGGUUUCUUGGCAUAGUACUGUACGCACAACUUCAGUUAUGAAGCAAUAUUGUUCAACUUUAAUUUAAUUUAACUAUUUUGACAGUAAUUUAGUGCGUUAGCUUAGAAGUGUUCAGUAUAAUAUAUUGCAAUUUUAAUUCUUUAUCUGUAAUAUGUAGUGUUAUUAUGAUAUUUAAUUUCUUCGCCGUUAUGUAUAUCUUCCUUUGUAAACCAUGGACGGACAAAACGCGCGUUAAGACGAAAAUGCCACACAAAUGGAGUUAUCCUCUUUUUAAGAACUUUUUAUUUUAAAGAAGAACUUGAAUAUAUCAAAGAAAGGGAGGUAGUGAAAAAUAUAGAUUUCAUCCCCAUAUCUUACCAUGUAUGUAGCCUCAAAUGGCAUUUUUCAAUGAAUGCGGAAAUUGUACAACUUAUUUCAGAAGAGCUCGUUCACUUGUAAAAUUUUAUUAAUCCUCCGCUUGUCGCUUAGAAUGGAACAGUCUUCGAUGCUGUGGUUGCAAUUGCAUUGUACUUGGACACAAGAGUGAAUUGACACCUAUAAGCGUCUUUACUGUAUGUACACGACAUUGUACAGUAUCGUCUCAACAAAUACAUUCGUGGACUAUAUCUUUAACCAACUUGCUAAAACACUUUCAUUUUCCUUUACCAUCAGCCCAACUCUACAUUUUAUUUGGGCGUUUCAUUUUGUUUUCUCUCUGUUCUUAGAGAUUAAUUGUGUACCAUACAUUGAAUAUUUUGGGCCGAGGACAUAAGGAGAUUGUAGGGGACGCAAAGAAAUUGUCUACCAUCACCACUUACAGUCUUUGGGAAAACAGUCAGUUUUUUUUUUUUUCUUUUUCGUAGAUCCUAAUUACAUCUUAGCGAAGAUCAAAAUGUAUGCUUUAUUGGUUUUAGUUUGUUUUGUUAGUUUUUGUUGUGGUUUUUUUGGGUUUUUUUUCCCGAUUCUUUUUCACUUCACUUUUCGUCAGGAAAUCGUCGUAAUAUGCAGCCGCGAAAUAUAUCAACGCCCAAAGCACAAAAUGCUUCGGUUUACGUGCAAUACCUGCAUCAUAGAUUUUCAUUUUUAGAUCUUACCAAGGUUUCAUGCUCGAUACUGUAUAUGUAACAUGUUACUUAUAGUGCAUCAGGUUAUUGAAACUCUGUAGAUAUUCUUCCCAUGUGAAGCUUCAUCCGAUCGUCGUCCAACUUUUGACCGAUCGAUUCGCACGCUAGUGACAUGUUGCGUGACAUGUGUGUGAACCAUACAUGUCACGUAACAAGCCAGAAGUCAGCAGAUCUUCGUGAAAAGCUAAGAAUAGCCAAACAGUCCUGGAUUUGCUUCACAUGGUUGGAAUAAGUGUAUAAACAGUUUUUUCUUUCUCCACGAAAGAGAAGAAGGGUUGUAUUGUAGAGCGUUUUUAUGGUGUUAUUUAUGUGUUGUAAACCAGUGUUUUAUUUAGAGUUUGUCAGUCAUUGCUUUGAAAACAUACAUGCAACUUACUAAAGGCGACAGGUGCAAUUACAACGAGCUAAAAUUCUUCUUAUCGCUCUACAAUUUCAACUUCAUCUCGUUAAUGAAGCUUCUGUUUGCUCGUGGUUUAAGAACAAUCAAGUAAUUUAGUUGUAGACUGCUUUUCUCCUUGUUUGCGUUUCAAACGCAUGUACACGUUUUCAGAUGUGGGUAACCGCCCUUUUAUGGCUGCUUGUCGUCGGAAAUUAUGCUGUUGACAGCUUUUAGAGCUCGAUUUAUUUUACAGUAUGGUGUAUUAUCAAAAUGUGUGAUAAAUUACGGUCCCUUCAACGUUUGUCGGAUGUGUGGGUGUUCGUAACGCCCCAUUAUUGUAACCUAAAUGGACUUGAAAACAGUGUAUGUUAAAGUAUUACCAGCAGACGAAGGCUUGUUGAUCGUUGGUGAAGCCGAAUAAUUGGGUUGAAGGUGCUGAUUCUUCAGUACAGUUGGUGCAAGUUGAGUCCAACUCGGACCAUGCGCGAGAAAGGAUGAGUUAUCCUGAGAGAGGAAAUAAUUAUUUGUAUUCAUUUGUUCUGGCUGGUCAGUGAUAAAUGCCUGGAUUGUUCAUGAGAAGUUUUUAAUGAUUUUUGUUUUUAAUCUUGAAAUGCAUUCAAGUACAACUUAAUUUACAAUUUUUAACUAGCGUGGUUCUUUUAAUCUGGAAGGCAGAGAAGGAAAUGAAUAUUCGGUAUGUUUGGUUUGGUUUAAUCUUCAUGGUUAGCUCUAUUUAGUUGUGUAGGAUGAGUUAUCGGAGUUCAUUUUAUUCCGCACUGUGUCAUCACAUUAAUGGUGAAAUACCCAACAUUUUUCAGUGGCCAGUUGAACAUUGGGAUCAUUAUUUGUUUAUCUAGACAAUGUUGCCUAAAUAAUAUUUGUUUUUCUCGCGAGGGACAAAAUUCGCACACUGUCAUUAUUAUUGCAGUAUGUUUUGAGCAGUUGUGGAUGCGGUGAACUUGAUUUUCGUGUCGGUGAACUAAUUUUGAGCGUGUUUCAUAGUAUGGUACGUACACUGGGUGGGGCUAACUAGGACUGGCUUUUAUACACAAAAUAGAAGUGUGCGAUUUUUGUUUUAUUAGUUUUACACUGCGCAGUUAUUGCUUUUUUUGAUCACCAUUUGUAGUUUACAGUGAGGUGGUUGGUUUGUAGACAGGUUACGAGGGCCAUUGUAGAUUGUAACUCGUACUUUUUAACGGAAACUGGCAUUUAUGAGAAAAACGGUAAACUACUGGAAUAAAAUCAGUGAACAAAGUCA